Messenger RNA from Homalodisca vitripennis (glassy-winged sharpshooter), 5804 nucleotides. It is a transcript of the gene Hcf, whose product is annotated as host cell factor 2. Gene Ontology annotation, biological process: regulation of DNA-templated transcription; chromatin remodeling. Lineage: Eukaryota; Metazoa; Arthropoda; Insecta; Hemiptera; Cicadellidae. The transcript has 20 exons. Bases 40 to 3717 code for a protein of 1225 amino acids. The record is from RefSeq and is a predicted model, not a curated record. Gene Ontology annotation, molecular function: protein binding; transcription coactivator activity. Gene Ontology annotation, cellular component: histone methyltransferase complex.
UGUUUGUGUUAAGCCAGCAAUGUUUACUACAACACCAACAUGGCGGCUCCCAUUUUAAAGUGGAAAAGAGUUACAAAUCCUACUGGUCCUCAGCCUAGACCUCGUCACGGACAUCGUGCUGUGUCUAUUAAAGAUCUUAUGGUUGUGUUCGGUGGUGGUAAUGAAGGAAUAGUAGAUGAAUUACAUGUCUACAAUACAGCAUCAAACCAAUGGUUCAUCCCAACAAUGAAAGGGGACAUACCCCCUGGGUGCGCUGCCUAUGGGUUCGUUGUCGAUAACACUAGAAUUCUCGUAUUCGGGGGAAUGGUUGAGUAUGGAAAGUACUCAAAUGAACUGUAUGAACUUCAGGCCAGUCGUUGGGAAUGGAAGCGCCUUCGGCCACGAGCUCCGCGCAACGGACCUCCACCAUGCCCUCGCCUCGGCCACAGUUUCACCCUGAUUGGGAACAAAGUCUAUCUCUUCGGGGGCUUGGCAAAUGAUAGUGACGACCCGAAGAAUAACAUACCCAGAUACCUGAAUGAUCUCUACAUCCUGGAGCUCCGAAAUAAUAACUCAACUGCUUGGGAUAUCCCACAGACAUUCGGGACAUCACCACCACCAAGAGAGUCCCAUACAGCAGUGGCAUAUUCGGUCUCGGACAGCCACUCGAAGCUGAUUGUAUACGGAGGAAUGAGUGGUUGCCGUCUCGGAGACCUCUGGAUCCUCGAUAUUGAUUCCAUGUCCUGGGCGAAGCCUAUCGUACACGGAAAUGCACCUCUGCCAAGGUCCUUGCACACAGCCACCAUGAUAUCUAACCGCAUGUUCGUAUUUGGCGGUUGGGUACCUUUGGUUAUGGACGAUGUGAAAGUUGCAACAAAUGAGAAAGAAUGGAAGUGCACAAACCAACUGGCUUGUCUCAAUUUAGAUACAAUGACGUGGGAAGAGUUAGCCAUGGAGACUGCCGAAGAGAACAUACCUCGUGCUCGUGCAGGCCAUUGCGCCGUUGGAGUGCACUGCCGUGUGUACGUCUGGUCAGGCCGUGACGGAUACCGUAAGGCUUGGAAUAACCAAGUGUGUUGCAAGGACUUGUGGUACCUGGAGGUAGAAAAACCAUACAUGACAGGUCGAGUGCAGCUUGUUCGGGCCUCUACCAACAGCUUGGAAGUACUGUGGACAGGAGUACCAACUGCUGAAAACUAUGUCCUUCAGGUAAUGAAAUAUGAUAUUCCUCCAACCGCUCAAACAUUGUUGCCCAGCCCCACUCCUACCUUGUCUCCCGUACCCCCACUGCCAAUGCUGUCACCUACGCCUGUGGCCCCACAAGCCGAGGGCCCGCCGCCCGUUCCCCCUAGCAACGUGAACCUUCUUUCCCCCACUGCCUUGUCUCCUGCGCCUACUGUGCUGAAACCUGCUCCUCAGCCUACAGCAGCACCGCGCAGAUCCAUACUACAGGUCAGCCCCGUGCCUGUCAAUGCAUCUGCCAGCCCCACACCUGAGCUCUGCCCUACAGAUCCUCUGAUACGUCUUACUCCACCCCAACAACAACCAUCAGAGAGUGUUGGGUUGGAGGCAAGUGAGAGUGCAGCUGCUGUGGCUGCAGCCAUAGCUACGGUGCCUCAGAGUGCUACUGUGUCUCCAACAGUUGCGAGUCCACCGAUUGUCCCGCCAGUGUCGCCCCCUGCCCCCACUACCAACUUAAGUCCCCCAGGGUCUAUGACGGGCAUCCACGCAUUAGCUGCAGCCGCUUCUGCUACGCAGAAAAUCAAAAUGUCGCCUAGCACCCAGAGCCCUUCACCGAGUGGCAUGCGCUUGGUGCAGAGUCCACGCAUGAUCACUAGUCAGCCCAUACGUAUUAUCCAGCAGCCAAGGGCACCCUCUCCAGUUGCUGUCUCAGGAAACCAGCAGGUGCGUAUCGCAGCACCCGCAGGUGCUACGGUGCUCAAAACUGCCAACCCCCAGACUGGAAAGCAACAGCAGAUCAUUGUACAGAAGCCAGGUAGUGUUCAAGGCUCACCUCAGAUCGUCACCCUCGUCAAGACCAGCCAAGGCAUGACAGUGGCCACGGUUCCUAAGGUGAGCCUGAUCCAAGGAAAACCUGGCACUACAAUGUCAGCCGGAGGAAAGGGUAUUCCGCAGGGAGCAACCAUUGUCAAACUUGUCAGUGCUCAGGGAACCCAAGCUAGUGGUCAAAAGGUGCUGACUACCAUGAAGACUGUACCAUCCAACAUGGUCACGGUCAACAAGAACCCUCCUAACAAACAACAAACGAUCGUGAUCACCAAGCCACAAGGAGGCGGGCGACCCGCCACUCAGCAGAUAAUUGUGGUCACCACUGCAUCAGGACUUCGUACUGUUCAGGCCAUAUCUACUUCCCAGGCCGGUCAAGGUACUCCUACAUCAACAGUAUCGGUUCUGCCAGUGUCAGGUUCUGUAGGCACUAGCGGCAUGCGCAUGGUGAUGGUGUCAUCAGCCAACACGACCACCACUGCAAUCGGCAAACCCAUCACGAUCACCAUGCCGGGGUCAGGCCAGGGAGGCCUACCCAAGACAGUCACUAUUACGGGCAAACCGGGUGCUUCUCAACUGCUCACCCAGACCUCCGGUGCUUCUCAGGCAAUCACAAUAGGAGGAAAACCAGUGACUGUGCAGAUGGUGGGAGGCCAGAAGACCGUGACUUUUGUGCCCAGUCCCAGCUGCACCACAUCUGCUGCUGGUGGCCCCACAUUGAUAUCUUCUCUGGGCAAGGUGCUCAACCAGAUGCCCCAGCCUGUUAUCGACACCACGACACCCACAGGAUCCACUCCAAGGUUGCGACUGGUAGGAGAUGAGUUAACCGAAGAGGACGAAGAUGAUCCUGAACCACAAGAGUCUCAGGACACAGACAGCAGCUCAACUCUCCCCGGCUCCACGACGGAGGACCUGCCAUUCGACACACCUCUCACACCAACCAGUCGACCCGAUCUUAGAAAAGGGAUGGACUGUACAUCUGAUAUGGAGCCAUCAUCAACAGCUGAUGUGGAGAAACCCUCCGGCAGAAUUCCCUCUCUCAUUGAUGAUUACGUGUCGGACUUUGUCCAAGGCAACAGUUCCAAUGGUCUUAACAACAAAGAUGAUGCUACCCCGUCACAACCUGUCUCUACCACCAGUGAACCGGAAAUUAAAAAAGAGCCUGAAAUAAAAAUUAAAAAAGAGGUUGAUGAAGCAGAUGCACUGUCGACUUUAGCCUCAGCAGCACUGGGAUGCAACCAAGCUUCAACAACAAACGGCAUUAAGAAUGAGGCAUCUGGAACGAGAAUCUGCCUGCCAGGGUAUCCCGGGGCUCCAUCAGCUAUUAAGAUCUCCAAAUCUGCAGAAGGAGCUCAUCUAUCCUGGGAACCCCCUGUGAAUACAGCAGGAAAGAUCAUUGAAUAUUCAGUUUGCUUGGCUGUACGCCAGAAUCAGCCUCAGGUGGAAGGGAAGAGUGCGUCGUUAGCGUUUGUGCGAGUGUACUGCGGACCCCUGAACCAAGCUAUUGUGCCAAAUGCCUCACUAGCAGCUGCUCACAUCGACAUGAGCACCAAGCCUGCGAUUAUAUUUAGGAUAGCAGCUCGUAAUGAGAAGGGAUACGGGCCUGCCACCCAAGUCAGGUGGUUACAAGAUGUGGUUGCAAGUUCAAGUACAAUGAAGGGAGGAGUGAAGCGAGAAGCUCUUGCCCCACUUACUCCAACCAAGAGGUUUAAACAAGAUGAGAUGAAAUGAUUACGCAUUUAAGGCCACUGUGAACCUAAAAACUUCACAGUGAUCCUUACAGUGAAAGUAGUAUUGAAACUUCGGCUCCAUGUCUGAGACACUCCAGUGCCAGUGAGCCUUUUAUUGGUUUAGUUCACCUGUCGAUAUUUUCAAUAUUUGAAAUGUAUAUUUAAGUGUGUCAAAAUAAUUUUUUAUAUACUCGAGCGAGUAUGAAAAAUCUCUCUUCUGUGUACUUCACUGUACCUGUUUUGUUUUACAUUACCACAUUUUUAUUAGUUUUUUAUUUUCUCUGAUUAGUCAGAUUGUCAAGAUUGUGACACUAGAUCAUAUUGUUUGGCCAGAAAACUGUGUUUUAUAUUUUGAUCGAUGAGAAGCAAUAAUCAUAAUAGUUUGUAUUGUCCUGAAAUUUCAGUCUGGUACUGUUAUGAUAUAAAGGGCCAUUGGUUCCGUACAAUGUUUAUUGAUGGCUCAAGAUCAGUCUGCUACAGUGUAAAUAUUUUAAAUCAGUUCAACUGAUUAUGCAUGUAAAGAUUAUGUGAAAUCAACGUUUAAAGAUUAUGUGAAAUCAACGUUUAAAGAUUAUGUGAAAUCAGCGUUUAAAGAUUAUGUGAAAUCAACGGAUUGCAAAUGUCAAGAUCAAAUGAUGAAAUCAAUCAAGAUUAAGUGAGAUAAAUCGUCAGUCAUCAUUAAUUGUCAUCUCACAAGACAACUAUUCUUCAUGAUAUAGUCUGUACACAGUGAUAUGCAUGUUAUAGGUUACGUAAUUGUAGAAUCACAGUGUUCUUUCCAGAGUUUCUUUUAAUGGAGGAAAGUGAAGGAGUAAAAUGGAGAUCAGUUUGCCCAUAUCUUAUUGAAAGUUUUUGAUCGUGAAAGUAUGUUAAAAAUGAACUUUACUGAACAGUUAUUACAAUCGAUAAUACCAUCAGAUGCAUGCAACAUUUUACUAUUUAAUGUCUUGUAAAAACAAAUUAAAUGUUGUAAAAUAUUGUAAGCAAUAAUAUAAAAUUUCAGUGGAUUAAAAACACUUAUGUACCAUACAUGAAAAACAAAUUAAAUGUUGUAAAAUAUUGUAAGUAAUAAUAUUAAAUUUCAGUGGAUUAAAAACAUUUAUGUACCAUACAGUGAAACCCUGCAGUAACGUAUUUCUGUCGACACGAUCCACGCUGACUUUUUAAGCAGGAAACUGUAGAGGGGAACUCGAGUUUAGCGUUUAUUUAAAUCUAAAUUUACAAAUAUAUUUAAUUUUAGUCUAAUUUGAUUAGAUUUAGGAUAAAAAGUGUAAUUCUACAGUAAAAAGAAUUUUGUACAAAAACAUGGGGAACACAACUUUCUUCCUGGACGAACCAUACCGAUCUUAAAAUUGAUUAUAUCGUAGACCUCUUGCAAUCUGACGAAAGUAUUAAGUUUGUUAAGUGACUAUUAUCACUAAUUAGAGGAUAAAAUAGUUAUUGUGUGCGUGUUAGGUGAAUGGGUGGCAGUACACGAGUGCGAGUCAUGGUUGGUCCUGAAGCUAUGGAACCCACCAGUGUUAAUAUGUUGAUAUAUUGUACAUAUUUGGAAAUUUAUUAGACAUAAAUAUUGACUUAUAAAAACUUUUUUUCAUGUUUUGUAUAUUCACUAGAAUAUUGGCUUUAAAAGAGAAAUGUUUAUUUAAUUUUAUUUUAGAUUAAGUGUAAAAUGUUUGGUUUGGAGUGUAGCCUUCCAAUAUAGAGACAAGUGUUAGGGCACUUGAGUAGUAAUUGUUCACCCAAUAAAAUAGUAAAUUUUAAAAUCACAAAAUAUUUUCACACAACAAAUUUAAACUAGAGAUUAAUUAAUUAUACAAGGUGUUCAAUUUAAGUGCUGCCCAGGUUUAAAAUUAUAUUUACACAUCAAUUGUUUGUAUACAUUUACUUGGUUGUAUUUUUGGAUCUUGUUUGUAAUUAUUUAAAACAUUUUGAGUGUUUUUCUACAGCCAUUUAUGUUAAGUUAUUUUUGUUCAUAAAUGAUCAUGACUGUUGUUAACAAAUUUGAUUAUAUUAAAAUGUUUUAAUCUUCUUACCUUUGUCAACCUCUGUGUGACCAGCACUGAGUAAAACAACAUUGAAUAAGCAAAA